Spinacia oleracea (spinach) is the source of this 441-nucleotide messenger RNA. RefSeq lists its product as uncharacterized. Gene Ontology annotation, molecular function: nucleic acid binding. Bases 1 to 441 code for a protein of 146 amino acids. Gene Ontology annotation, biological process: DNA integration. The transcript has 2 exons. Lineage: Eukaryota; Viridiplantae; Streptophyta; Magnoliopsida; Caryophyllales; Amaranthaceae. The record is from RefSeq and is a predicted model, not a curated record.
AUGGAUAUGUUAGGCCCUUACACCACGACAACAGGUGGUGUACGCUAUGUUAUAGUAGCUGUUGAUUAUUUCACCAAAUGGGUAGAAGCCGAAGCUUUAAAGAACAUUAAGGCACAAGAUUUCAAAACACCAAAGUUGGAAGAGAGGUUGGCCGACCACGGUAUCACGGCCUAUUUUGCGUCUGUUGGCCGCCCACAAGUCAACGGGAAAGUUGAGGCAUUCAACAAGAUUAUCUCCGAAGGAAUGAAAAAGAAUCUAGACAAAGAUAAAGGUUUAUGGGCAGACGAGUUACCCAAUGUCUUAUGGUCCAUACGGACCAUGGCAAAAAAUUCAACGGGUGAAACACCUUUCUUACUAGCAUAUGGAGCCGAAGCUGUCUUGCCAAUAGAGAUGUGCGAAUCCACCACAUGCUAUUUGAUGAAGAUGCCAACUGGGAAAUGA